Messenger RNA from Acipenser ruthenus (sterlet), 7432 nucleotides. RefSeq names its product protocadherin gamma-A8-like. The record is from RefSeq and is a predicted model, not a curated record. The transcript has 4 exons. Gene Ontology annotation, biological process: homophilic cell-cell adhesion. Gene Ontology annotation, molecular function: calcium ion binding. NCBI's taxonomy places the organism in Eukaryota, Metazoa, Chordata, Actinopteri, Acipenseriformes, Acipenseridae. Gene Ontology annotation, cellular component: plasma membrane. Bases 2284 to 5115 code for a protein of 943 amino acids.
GCAUUUAGAUUGAAGUUCGUUGUAAAAUAAUUGCCUGUUUUUUAUUAUUGUUUAUUUUGUAUGUAAAUGUUUGAGGACAAAUUUCCUCGUCUUCAAAAAAAAAAAGGGGUGUGUGUUCAUUACACAAUGUGAACUCUGUUUUCGGCUAGGAUUGUGAAGUGGGGUAUUCAUAGUUUGGAAUGCACACAAUGUAUUCUCUAAUAGUUGCAGCAAUCUGCAUUUUUUUUGAAGAAGUGUUGUUAAAUUAAUUUAUUUCAUUUUGAAAACGUGUGACGUACAAAUAUGUAUACGGUCUGGCUUUGUCCUAUAGUGUGGCUAGGUGGCGCCAUUUACUCUUUAAAAGUUAGUGUUGUGUUGUUCAUAAGUUGUUGUUAAUAAUAAUAAUAAUAAUAAUAAUAAUAAUAAUAAUAAUAAUAAUAAUAAUAAUAAUAAUAAUAAUAAUGUGUUGGAUGCCAAUGAUAACCACCCUGUAUUUGAUUAAUUAUCCUACAAGAUUAGUGUAAUGGAAAUUGCACCUGUGGACACUUUAGUGAUUAAACUCAAUGCUACUGAUUUAGACGAGUCACAAUCAGGACCCUUUAAACAGUAUCUUUAGUACUGAUCCAAAAACGGGUGAAAUUCGUGUUCAGGGGAACCUCGAUUUUGAACACUCAGCUGUUUAUGAGCUGGAAAUACCAGCACAUGACCUGGGCUCCCCCACAAUGGUAAAACACUGCAUUGUGACAGUGGACAUCAUAGAUGUGAAUGGCAAUGCUGCAGAGGUUGUACUCACCUCUCUCGGUUAUUUUCUUUCUGACUUUAUUUGCCUUUAUUCGCCAGGAAUGAUGGACAGUGCUAUGUAACUGUCGCUGCAGAAAGCAGAGGAAUCUGAAGGGUUUAUAUAAGUAUGUCGGUGGCAAUUUUCAUUCCCAGUAUAAUAUUGACGGACCUGUACAGUACGUGGGGGGAGGUGGCAUACCUUCCCAAACACAGUGCUACAGAGCUUGUUUCUCCCCUGUUUCUGACAGGAGUGCAUUUAUGUUUGUUAAGUCUUUGAGUUCACCCGUGGACAAUAUCAGCUCCCCUAGUGUCAAUAAUUGGAACACUCUUAAACAAAACGAGGUGAGGAUAUAAAGCCCCAGAUUGCUUUUAUGUAUUAUUAUUAUUAUUAUUAUUAUUAUUAUUAUUAUUAUUAUUAUUAUUAUUAUGAUACAGUAUGCUAAGGUGAAUAAAUGUUGAAAUACAGUAGCCUAUAUUUAAUAUAUCUGUGCUCAGUAGCACAGUUAUAAAUUGUAAAACAACAUUUGUAGCAUUAGUAGUAGUAGUAGUAGUCGUAGUAGUAGUAUUUUAAACAUGCUUUAGUAUCAUGUUAAUAAUAAUAAUAAUAAUAAUAAUAAUAAUAAUAAUAAUGUGUUUGGUGAUGAUUUUACUUUUAACGUCAAAUACAGAGCAAUGCUAUGAGUUCGAUUUGAACAGACCAUUGUUUCUAUUGAGAGGUCCAGCAUGCCUUCACUGUGACACCUGGUGGCGAUGUUUAAUUACUCAGUUUCAUUCAACCACAAUUGUUUUGGAGGCACUUAUCAUCCAAUGGUAAAAGCUAAAUUAAAUAACAUGUUCCUGUCUUGGUAUUAUACAUGAUAUUAUUUAUUUAUUUAUUAUUAUUAUUAUUAUUAUUAUUAUUAUUAUUAUUAUUAUUAUUAUUAUUAUUAUUAUUAUUAUUAUUAUUUAUCCAAGGCAUUUUGAAACAAAGUUCCUUUUUCAUACAGCCAAAUAUGCAUAUUAGUAUUUGUUGUUAUUGUUGUUUAAAUUGUCAGAAGUGAUUGAACCAUUUCCUUUGUCGCAUUUGCGACAGUUAAAUACAUUAUGUAAGGCUUGAAUAUGCAGAAAAUGCGGUUUGUAAAUCAGCAUCGACCUCCUGCAAUUCAGGCGUGCAAUUCAUUCUUUCUGCAGGCAGUCUAUUCCUUUAAGAUAUUCUGUAACAGCUAUUGGAGGAAAUGCGUGGCGCUGUCCACCAAUAAGGUGCUGGAUUCUGUUCAGCGAUCAACUCCCCCGCCCCUUGCAAAGCAGCGUAACCCCUCAGUGCUUGGAAUUACAUGUGAGACGAGAUGGAUUUCUGUUUUCCUUUUUUAUUUUAUUUUUCCAAAAUCAGCGCGUUAUAGUGUCUUUUUAACGAGUAAUGGCUGUUUUCUGCGAAUUAGUGUUCUUACUGCUGGCAGUGGCUGCUUGACAAGACUCCAUGAAUUUAUAAAUACAUGUUAAGCUGUACAUUUGGUCUGACGAACUGGAUUUUUUUUUUUUUCGACAAUGGAAAGCAGAAAAAGGAAACGAGCUUUGCACUGGCAAGUAUUGUGUUUCUGUGUUUCCUGUCAUUGGAUUUGUGCUUACGGACAGCUUAAAUAUUCCGUCCCAGAAGAAUUAAACACGGGUGCUUUUGUUGGAAAUAUUGCAAAAGAUUUAGGACUGGAUGUAGCGAAGAUUUCUGAACGCAACCUGCGAGUUGUCUCUGAUUCCAGUGUGCAGUAUUUCGAGGUGAGCUCGGAGAGCGGAGCUUUGGUUAUUAAAGAUAAAAUAGACAGAGAACGGAUAUGUGGGUUAAGCUUAACCUGUUCCCUGCACCUUCAGUUCGUGCUUCAAAACCCUUUGGAAAUGUACCGAGUUGAAGUGCAGAUACUGGAUGUGAAUGACAACGCACCUCAAUUCCCAACCAAAAAUAUAUCGUUGGAGAUAUCAGAAGCUGCUACACCGGGCUCUCGUGUUCGCCUCGAGAUUGCUCAGGAUCCCGAUGUGGGCUCGAAUGCUUUGCGUACUUACCAGCUUACCCGUAAUGAUUAUUUUGUUUUAAGUGUACAAACACGAAGUGAUGGUACUAAACUACCAGAGCUGGUCAUAGAGAAAGCUCUCGAUAGGGAACAACACUCCAUAUAUAAUUUACAGCUGACAGCCUUUGACGGAGGAACACCAGAGAAAUCUGGAACUACAAAAGUUAUUAUUAAGAUUCUUGAUGUUAAUGACAAUAUACCUCGAUUUAACAGCCCAGUAUAUAAGGUUAGCCUUAUGGAAAACACACCUAUUGGUAAAUUAUUGGUACAACUAAAUGCAUCGGAUCUGGAUGAUGGUCAGAAUGGGGAGAUAUAUUAUUCUUUCAGUAAACACACGCCAGAAACCGUGCGUCGACUAUUCAGUGUGAACUCAGAAACAGGUGAAAUUAGGGUAAAUGGGUUGAUAGAUUUUGAGGAUGCAAGCUUUUAUGAGAUUGAUGUGCAAGCCAGAGAUAAAGGAAUCCCUGCUUCGGAAGGAUCUUGUAACAUUAAAGUGGAAGUGAUUGAUGUGAAUGAUAAUGCUCCAGAGGUGACAAUAACAUCCCUGUCCAGUCCUGUUGUAGAGAAUGCUUUACCUGGAACUGUAAUUGCACUCAUUAGUGUAAGGGAUCGGGACUCAGGGCAAAAUGGGGAGGUGCUUAUGCAGAUACCUGAAAGCAUACCAUUUAAAUUACAGUCUUCCUUUCAGGGCCACUACUCCUUGAUAACUGAUGGUCCCCUGGAUCGUGAAACAGUUCCUGAAUACAACAUCACAGUCACAGCCACUGAUUCGGGUUCCCCUCCACUAUCCUCUAGUAUAAUCCUGCCUGUCAGUAUUUCAGAUGUCAAUGACAAUGCUCCAGUGUUUUCUCAACCUUCAUAUACAGUCCACAUACAAGAAAACAAUGCCCCCGGAGCCACUAUUUGUUCUGUAACAGCAUUUGAUGCUGAUGUGGGCAAAAACUCCCAGCUUUCCUAUUCUGUCUUGGACAGCACAAUCCAAGGAACAUCUGUGUCCUCUUAUGUGUACAUUAACUCGGAGAAUGGGAACAUUUACUCUAUGCGCUCCUUUGACUAUGAGCAGAUUAAAGUUUUCCAAAUCCAUGUGCAGGUAAAAGAUGCUGGCAUACCUUCACUGAGCUCUAACGUGACAGUGCAUGUAUUUGUCUUGGACCUAAAUGACAAUGCCCCUGCAGUGGUGUAUCCGUCUUUCCCGAAAGGCUCAGCUCUGCAGCUUACAGUCCCUCGCUCUGCUGAGGCAGGCUACCUUAUAACCAAGAUAGUAGCUGUUGAUCCUGACAGUGGCCAUAAUGCAUGGCUUUCCUACAGCAUUCCACAAAGCAAAGACACUGGCCUGUUCCGUGUGGCGACUUACACUGGGGAAAUAAGGACUGUGCGUAAAUUACAAGAUCUGGAUGAGGCCAUUCAGAAUCUUGUCAUUGUAGUGAAAGACAAUGGGGUGCCCCCACUCUCUUCCUCCGUGCUUAUCGACAUAGCUGUAGAAGAAAAUGGCUCAGAGACUUCCUCUGAAUUCAGGGACACGUCUGCAAAGCAAAACGGCAUGUCUGCUAUAACCCUGUAUUUGAUAAUCGCUCUAGCUUCCGUCUCUGCUCUUUCAUUCCUGGCGUUCGUAAUCCUCAUUGUGAAGUGCCUGAGACAGAGCAGGGGCCACAGUGGUUGUUUGGGCUGCUGUUGCAGUAGCAAGCAGAGCCUGCGUUCCAGGGAAGCUUUUCAAAGAUCCCAGAAAAGCCUUCAUUUGCAACUCAACCCUGACGGGCCAAUCAAAUAUGUGGAAGUGGUUGGGGGUUCGAUGGAGUCCCAGAAUCAAUACUAUAGGUCAUGUCUCUCUCCGGUGUCUGACAGAAGUGACUUAAUGUUCAUCCAAACUUGUAGCCCAUCUACACCCAUGGGUAAUACCAACACCAUUGACAUGUCUCUGUCUAGCAGUAACUUAAUUAAUACAGCCUGCGAGCAAAAACCAGCAAAUACUGACUGGCGUUUCUCCCAAGGACAGAGACCUGGACCAAGCGGCUCUCAGCGCCCAGAGGAAGCUGGACCCUGGCCAAACCCCCCGACUGAAGCAGAGCAACUGCAAGCUUUGAUGGCUGCAGCUAAUGAAGUGAGUGCAGCGACAGCAACGCUUGAUGCUGGCACCAUGGGCCUGAGCACCCGGUACAGUCCUCAGUUCACCCUGCAGCACGUCCCAGACUACAGGCAGAAUGUUUACAUCCCGGGCAGCACCUCCACACUGACAGGCAGCAACUCCCAGGCAGAGGGGAAGAACCCCCAGCCGUCCUCCGGAAACAAGAAGAAAUCUGGGAAAAAAGAGAAGAAGUAACGGAGUUCACCGUAGAGCUCGCUGGCUGUGAACGAUCUCUUCCAGUUCACCGUCUCCCAAAGUGAUACAUUCUGUUUUUGUUUUGUUUUGUUUUUUUACUGUUAACUCAGAUUGUUAGCAGCUUCAGUUGUUAUUAAUGACUUUGAUCAUGAAUGUGUUUGUCACAAUUUUUGUUUGUAUUGGAGUUCCUAUCGUGUGACUACGUUGUUAUUGAAAUAUAACACAAAAGUUCAACGUAGAGGUAUUGUUCCUUAAGAUUAAUAAGGUUUAAAAAGAAAACAAAAGAAAAGAAAAAGGUUUAUGGUUUGAUCCAUUCGAUGAAUCCUGUUGGGUUUUAAAGUUUAAUUGUAAAAUACAAAUGGGGACUUCAGGGCUUUGCCCUAUAAUAUAGUACUAGUAUGACUAUUACUAAUUUACUUAAUGUGUCACAUUAAAGUUUGUGUAGGACUCUUAAAAAUGCUUAGGAAUUGAUUAAUGGGGAAAGAUGUAGAAAUGGCUAAUUUGAAUUAAAGUAGUUUUUUUUUUUGAGUAUCAGAAUUGUGAAUUUUUCAGUAGCUGUUAGUUAUAAUGUAGACUGUAUUUGCAUGAUGUGUUUCUUAUCUAAAGAAACAAAAAGACAAAGUUAAACUAUGCAUUGAAUGAACAAUACAGUGUUAGACUGGCACCCGGUGAACUAAACACACUGUUAGCAAAAGUAAAAGUGCAAGUUACUUUAUAAAUGGUAACAUUAGUGUAUAACCAAAAUAAUCUCAGUUUCAAUAAUACAGUUAGUAUAAGAGAAAUCCUGUUUUGAAUUGAAAGUCUGUGUGACUUCUAACUUGGCUUCCGCAUUUCAAGGUGCUCCCAAACUAGUCAGAGUGCAGAUGUCAGUUCUUGUGUUAAAUGUACUAAUCCAUUGGGAGUUUAGAUGCCUGCUCAGCACUGAUAAAAUAAUGAGGACCUGCCAGCAAGCAUCCUUGAGGAUAUGACCUUGCUGACCUCGAAAAUGAAGAAAUGUAAGGCUUUGCAUUUCCCACACACUAUAUUGCUUGCAUGAAACUCCCAUCACUUUUGUGAUACUCUGUAACAAUGCUUCGCUUCACGAAAUCUUUGCUAUGCAUUGCAUGUGAAAAAUAAAAAAAUAAACUGCAUGUGAAGGCAGCUUCGGUAUAUAGGCAAGUAGAAACAGCAGGAGCCUCCUGGCUUGGUUUCAGUACAUAGUGGGGGGGGAUGGAAAUAGAAGGAAUCGGGUAAAGAUUUGGUAAUCAGGCACUGCACGCUGAAUGUAGAUUAUUUUCACAGGUGAAAGGGUAUUCUCAGUUUAGUGCAGAUACAGAAAGUGUACUAGUGAAGCUAUCGCCGUAUUGAGUACAGCAUCAGUGUUAUCUCUUAGUACAGUCUUCAUGCAUAUUGGCUUUGGGGCUGUUGGCGUCUGUUUACAAAAUCAGCAAGUUGGAUAAAGUCACUGAACACUGACUGUAUAUUCAGAUCUGGCCAAUACAGAAUCGACUCCUGGUCUACCAGGUUAUAUGAGAGCACUGUACAGAAGCUGAGAGGCCAUAUAUAUUUACUGGCAACUGGAUAUUGACAAGACGCUUAUUGAUACUGAGACACUAGUUUCUGUGUUUUUGAUUGUUGGUUUUGACCUGGACAUUGCAUAUAAACUUACUAAUGAUAUUUAUAUAACCAAUAUGUUUGAUUUGGGGUAAUUGGAUGUUAAUUUCUUUAAAAAAUAAAAAAUAAAAAAUAAAGUAUUAUAAUUCGCUGCUCCUAACAUACAUGCCCAAUGUGUAUAUGACCAAAACCUGUACGCUUCAGAGAAAAAGCACCCCCCCCCCCCGUGGUUGUGGCUACUACUGGAAUGUUUUGCAUAUUAUUAUUUUUUUUUUUUUUUUUUUAAGUUUAAAUAUUGCAUCUGACCAAGUAUAGUCAUGUAGCUUCUGAUCAUUUAAAAUCACUAAAUUAAAUAAUAAUAAUACAAAAACACAGUAGAGUAGAAAGUAGUUUGUGAAAAGUGAUGUGCAAAUCUUUGUGUUUUCUCUAUUUUAUCAACAAGUACUAAAAAAAAAAAAUGUUUGUGUAACUUUUUAUAUGUGUUUGUGAUUUAUAAGUGUUUGUGCUGCUGGAAUGCUCCUGUCUUAUAUAUAAAUAAAUAUAUAUAUAUGUGUCUGCUGAUGAAUUUUGCUUAUAUAUUAUACUUAAAUAUCUUUCUAAUAAACGCAUAGUUCAGUGCUAUUCUGUGUUACACCCAUAUUUUAUAUGCUGAUAUUUAUAUUGCUGUUUUAUUUUCUCUUUGAACACAGACAUUUCAAAUAAAAAAAAAAACCUUCUGAAAUCA